Nymphaea colorata (pocket water lily) is the source of this 1567-nucleotide messenger RNA. Its product is annotated as serine carboxypeptidase-like 42. NCBI's taxonomy places the organism in Eukaryota, Viridiplantae, Streptophyta, Magnoliopsida, Nymphaeales, Nymphaeaceae. Gene Ontology annotation, molecular function: serine-type carboxypeptidase activity. The record is from RefSeq and is a predicted model, not a curated record. Gene Ontology annotation, biological process: proteolysis. The transcript is spliced from 10 exons. Bases 95 to 1501 code for a protein of 468 amino acids.
CCUAUUUUUCUUCAUCCAACCCCUCUCUGCCUUUCUGUGAUCGACCCGCCAUCUGUUUGUGAGACGUACCAUCGUUUUUCUCUGUGUUGGGGAGAUGGGUCCUUCGGUUUCGGCCUUUGCAGGGCUUCUGGUUGCUCUGCUGGCCAUGGCGGCUGCCCAUGGCUGCUCCGACGAGGACUUGAUCGGCAGGCUGCCGGGGCAACCGAGAGUCCACUUCAGGCAGUACGGCGGGUACGUGACGGUGGACGAGAAGGCAGGGAGGAAUCUCUUCUAUUACUUCGCGGAGGCGCAGCACCGCCCUCAUCAUAAACCGUUGACUCUCUGGCUGAACGGAGGCCCUGGCUGUUCCUCCGUUGGAGGUGGUGGUUUCACAGAGUUAGGUCCAUUCUUCCCCAGAGGAGAUGGUCGGAGCCUCCGAAGAAAUCCUAAAUCAUGGAAUAAAGCUUCCAAUAUGCUUUUUGUUGAAUCUCCUGCCGGAGUUGGAUGGUCAUACUCCAAUACAAGUUCUGACUAUAAUCGUGGUGAUGAAACUACUGCUGUGGACAUGCUCAAAUUUCUCCUGGGAUGGUAUGAGAAAUUUCCAGAGUACAAGUCAAGAGGAUUGUUCCUAACUGGAGAAAGCUAUGCAGGGCACUACAUACCACAGUUAGCCAAUGUGCUGCUACAACACAACAGGCAUUCGUCUGGCUUCAAGUUCAACCUUAAGGGUUUAGCUAUUGGCAAUCCACUUCUCAAUCUAGCAGUAGAUGCGGCAGCAACUUAUGAAUAUUUAUGGUCCCAUGGUUUGAUUUCUGAAGAGACUGGUUUUGCCAUCAAGAAAGAAUGUGAUUUCGGGAAGUAUACAGAUAGCGGAGACAAUCUUUCCCGUUCAUGCAUAAAAGCAAUUAAUGAUGCAGAAAAGGAAGUUGGUGACUACAUCAAUGAGUAUGAUGUUAUUCUAGAUGUCUGUUAUCCAUCAAUUGUGGAACAAGAACUCCGACUGCGAAAAUGGGCCUCUAAAAUCAGCAUAGGAGUUGAUGUGUGCAUGACUUAUGAAAGGCAUUUCUAUUUUAAUCUUCCAGAAGUUCAAGAUGCUCUUCAUGCAAACAGAACUAAAUUGCCAUAUACAUGGAGCAUGUGCAGCGGAUUUUUGAAUUAUACUGAGUCAGACGUAAGCAUCGACAUUCUUCCCGUGCUCGAAACAAUCAUCAGGCAUGGCAUACCUGUCUGGAUAUUCAGUGGUGAUCAAGACUCUGUGGUCCCUCUAUUGGGCUCACGAGCCCUCACUCGCAAGCUGGCUGGUGAACUAGGCUUCAAUACGACAGGACCAUAUGGCGCAUGGUUCUAUGAGGGGCAAGUUGGUGGAUGGGCAACGGAAUAUGGGGAUAUGCUGACAUUUGCAACUGUCAGAGGUGCUUCUCACAUGGUUCCAUUCUCUCAGCCAGGAAGAGCACUCGCCCUCUUCAAGUCUUUCCUCGCUAACAGAAGAUUGCCGAACACCACAAGUGUUCCCAUUGACUAGAACACUGAACUCUGAAGACAGGAAUAUGAAUAACCAUAUUGCAUUUAUGUAAAUUCUUUGCUUGUU